CAGUUAGUCUCCGCCCCAAACAAAUAAUACAACGAAGAAGAAACCAUCAACAAGAUCUGCGAAACUUUAGGUGAGCAGCCACUUCGUUUCGGUCGUUCCAGUAAGAGCGAUGGGAGUCCUACCAGGGAAAACCCUUUCAAGUUUACUUUUCUUCAUUAUCCUCCUGUCAGAGGGACACUUUCGAUGGGUUGAGGCACAGCACUGUGUGUGGUAUGGGGAGUGUGGGGAGUCCGUAAAGGUGCCUGGAAAGAAGUACAACUGCAACUACACUGGUCCUCCCAAGCCGCUGGUCUCCCAGGGUUAUGACCUUCUCACGGAGCUUUGUCCUGGAUAUGACUACGGAAACCGAAGCCUCUGCUGUGAUGCUAACCAGUUGAACACCCUCAAAGGGAGUCUCCAGCUGCCCCUUCAGUUCCUGUCCCGGUGUCCCUCCUGUUUCUUCAACCUGAUGAACCUCUUCUGUGAGCUGACAUGCAGCCCUCACCAGAGUCAAUUCAUGAACGCCACCAACUUCAACGUCACCAAUGUCGUGGAGGUGCAGUACUAUAUUGGACAGACAUUUACCAACGCCAUGUACAAUGCCUGUAAGGACGUCCAGGCGCCGUCCAGUAACGUAAAGGCCUUAUCACUGCUGUGUGGAAAGGACGCAAAGGACUGCAAUGCUACCAACUGGAUUCAAUAUAUGUUCGAUAUUAACAAUGGACAGGUUCCUUUCUCUAUCACCCCCAUAUUCUCAGACGUCCCGGUGUCCGGUUACACUCCCAUGAACAACAAGACCUUCGACUGUACAGAAGGGCUGGAGGACGGUUCGGGUCCCUGCUCCUGUCAGGACUGCACGAAGGUCUGUGGCCCCAAACCUGUGCCUCCCCCUCUCCCCCCUCCCUGGACAAUCCUUGGCAUCGAUGCCAUGACUGUCAUCAUGUGGAUCUCUUACACAACCUUCCUGCUUUUCUUUAUUGGAGCUGUACUGGGAGCUUGGUGUUACAGGAAGAGGACCGUCAUGUCUGAGUAUGGCCCCAUAUUGGACAGCACUGACCCGCUGUCUCUCAGUGGUGAUAAUCCUGACCACGUAAAUGCAUCCUGCUGUGAAACAAUGGGUGAAUGCUUCGAGAAUGCUCUGCGGACCUUCUUCAGCUGCUGGGGUUCCUUCUGUGUGCGGCGUCCCUCUCUGGUCAUACUGGGCAGCCUGAUGGUGGUGGCCGCCUGCUCUGGGGGACUGGUCUAUAUGCGCAUCACCACCGAUCCCGUUAAGCUGUGGUCUGCUCCCACUAGCCAGGCUCGUCAGGAGAAGGACUACUUUGACAGCCACUUCGGACCCUUUUUUAGGACCGCGCAGCUCAUUAUAACCACGCCACUCAAUGACACUUUUAUUUACUCCCCAUACUUUGGAGGAUCAGAUGUCCCGUUUGGAGCCAUCCUGGACAAAGACAUCCUGCACCAGGUGCUGGACCUUCAGCUCGACAUCGAAAGCCUUAUUGCGACAUACGAGGGCGAAAGUGUCACCUUGAAGGACAUCUGCUUGGCUCCACUGGCUCCUUACAAUAACAACUGCACCAUCCUGAGCGUCCUGAACUACUUCCAAAACAGCCACGCUGAGCUGGACCACAGCGCAGGAGACGAGUUUUUCGUUUAUGCUGACUUUCACAGCCACUUCCUCUACUGUGUCGGUGCUCCAGCAUCCCUCAACGACACCACUGUCCUCCACGACCCCUGUCUAGGCACCUAUGGUGGCCCCAUCUUCCCUUGGCUGGCCCUCGGGGGUUACGAUGAAACCAACUACAACAAUGCCACUGCUCUAGUGAUCACCUUCCCACUCAACAACUACCUGAACGACUCCGUCAGGGUGGGCAAAGCUCUGGCAUGGGAGAAAGAAUUCAUCAAGUUUAUGAAGAACUUCAAAAAUCCUAACCUGACCAUAGCCUUCAGUUCUGAGAGGAGUAUUGAAGAUGAAAUAGACCGAGAGAGCAACAGUGACAUCAGUACCAUAGUAGUCAGCUAUGCCAUAAUGUUCAUCUACAUCUCCCUGGCCCUGGGUCACAUCAACAGCUGCAGGAGAGUGAUGGUGGAUUCUAAGAUUUCUCUGGGUAUAGCAGGGAUCCUGAUUGUGCUCAGCUCGGUGUCCUCCUCACUGGGGAUCUUCAGCUACUUUGGCAUCCCCCUCACCCUCAUUGUGAUCGAGGUCAUUCCUUUCCUGGUGCUGGCUGUUGGGGUGGACAACAUCUUUAUUAUAGUGCAGACAUAUCAGAGGGAUGAGCGGAUGCCUCAGGAGGAACUUCACCAGCAGAUUGGUCGUAUUCUCGGAGACGUAGCCCCGAGCAUGUUCCUCUCCUCCUUCUCAGAGACAGUCGCCUUUUUCCUGGGAGCUCUUUCCAGCAUGCCCGCAGUGAGGACUUUCUCUAUGUUUGCUGGCUUGGCCGUUUUCAUUGACUUCCUGUUGCAGAUCAGUUGCUUUGUCAGCUUGCUCGGAUUGGACGCCAGGAGACAGGAGGGGAAUCGACUCGACAUCUUUUGCUGUGCGAAGCUGCCGGAAGGUCAGGAAACGACGACGGACAGUUUCCUCUUCUGGUUUUUCAAGAAAAUCUUUGCCCCGUUCAUCCUCAAAGAGUGGGUCCGACCGAUCAUAGUGGCAGUGUUUGUGGGAAUGCUCUCCUUCAGUAUUGCUGUGGUGAAUAAAGUAGAGAUCGGACUGGACCAGCAACUCUCCAUGCCUGAUGACUCGUAUGUGCUGGACUACUUUAAGAACCUGAGCAUGUAUCUCCACACCGGAGCUCCAGUCUACUUUGUGGUAGAGGACGGUCUUGACUACAGCAGUCCAGAGGGCCAGAAUGCUGUGUGCGGAGGAGUCGGCUGCGGCAACAACUCUCUAGUCCAGCAGGUCUACAGCGCUUCACUCAUCAGCAACUACACAACCAUUGCCUUCACGCCGUCCUCUUGGCUCGAUGACUACUUUGACUGGGUGAAGCCGCAGUCCAGCUGCUGUCGAUACUACAACGCCAGUGAGGACUUCUGCAAUGCCUCUGUGGUGAAUCCGUCCUGCGUCCACUGUCGGCCCAUGACUCCCGAGGGAAAGCAGCGGCCAGAAGGAGAAGACUUCAUGCGGUUUCUACCCAUGUUUCUGUCAGACAAUCCAAACAUCAAGUGUGGAAAAGGCGGCCAUGCAGCCUACGCCACAGCAGUGGACCUGUAUCCCAACAACACCGGGGUCGGAGCCACUUACUUCAUGACUUACCACACCAUCCUGAAGGAAUCCCCGGAUUACAUACACGCUUUAAAGAUGGCCCGAGUCCUGGCUGAUAACAUCACUCAGUCCAUUGGCCACAAAGUGUUUGCCUAUAGCAUCUUCUAUGUGUUCUACGAGCAGUACCUCACCAUUGCGCAUGACACGGCUGUGAACUUGAGCCUGUCCCUGGCGGCCAUAUUUGUAGUGUCGACCGUGUUGCUGGGCUUCGAGGUGUGGUCGGCCGUGCUCGUCAGCGUUACCAUCGCCAUGAUCCUGGUCAACAUGUUUGGAGUCAUGUGGCUGUGGAACAUCAGCCUCAAUGCAGUGUCCCUGGUGAACCUGGUCAUGUGCUGUGGGAUCUCGGUGGAGUUCUGCAGUCAUAUUGUGCGAGCGUUUUCCAUCAGCGUGAAGAAGAACCGAGUGGAACGGGCUGAGGAGGCCCUGGCUCACAUGGGCAGCUCGGUGUUCAGUGGGAUCACACUAACAAAGUUCGGAGGAAUCACGAUCCUGGCUCUUUCCAAGUCGCAGAUCUUCCAGGUCUUCUACUUCAGGAUGUACUUGGCCAUCGUGCUGCUGGGGGCCACGCACGGCCUCAUCUUCCUACCCGUGUUGCUCAGUUAUAUCGGUCCCUCGGUGAACAAAGCGAAAGUGUUCGCCGCUAACAAGCGCAACGCUGGUACAGAAAGGGAGCGCCUCCUCAACUAGUAGCAGGCUGUCUGGGACAAUGAACAAUGAACUAUUUGUCUGAAAGAGACUGUGUGGGUGUGAGCACAAGCCAUUUCUCUGAUUACUGACACACUAAUCAUCAUCGUCGUCGUCGCCACUACUAUGCACGGAUUUAACUCAGGAAUAAACUUGUGAAUAGGGAGUGCCAGAGGACUAGUCCAACUGCAAACCUACAGAUUUUCUCAACAGACUUGGACACCCCCCCCCCCCCCCCCCCUCCUCCUCCUCCUCCUCCUCCUCCUCCUCCUCACACUACAGUAAAAAGGCCUGACUUCAGCAUUUUUAGCAUGAGCAAUAAUUCCUCUUUGAUUGUGGAAGUAGAGGAGACCCCAACAUCAGUUUACAGACAACCUGCAGUCAGUUCCAUAUGCUAUGAGCUAUUGUGAUUGGGAAAACUCAAAAGGGUAAAACUGGUUAGUUUUUUCAUAUUUUUUUGUAUAUAUAUAUAUAUAUAUAUAUACAUACACACACACACACACACCAGAAAUGAUGUACUGGUGUGGGACUUUUGUUGAACUAUUUGAUAUUAUGAAUCAUGGAACACGGCACACAGCGGAGCUAACGGAUAACAAUAUCACGGGCCCUCAUGAUACCUGGCAUCAACAUCGUACACGGGGUUCACACACUGUAUUCUAAAGCAGGACAGCUAGACGUAGCAAUAAUGUGCUUCCUGUGCCACUUUGGACGCUAAUGUUUUCACUCCAUCACCAAAUGAGGUUUGUGUUUUCAGCUUAAUGGGUUUUUGGUUCACAUCCAUGUUGGGAGAGCAGUGAAGGAAGAAGAGGUUUUGAUUUCUACGUGGAUGUGGACGUAAACACCCUCAAAACUGAAACCUCAAAACUCGGUGUUGCUUGUUGCUCUCCAAACUGCAUCCUGCCAUGUCGUUUAUUUCCACAUUGGAAGCUAUUUAAAUGAUCUGGAGCAACAUUUCAUUUUAGAGCUAGUUGAUGUGUCUUAAGUGUCCUUUUUGAAGUGUUUGCAGAACUAUAUUGCUUUUACUAAAACCCUGUGUGUGACAUCAGUCAAGAUACAUGUGGAUGCCAGGUGAAGAGGGUGCUAUAAGGCGAUUGUGCGAGACGUUUUUUUUAGUUCCUGAACAGAACAUUUGUUGUGUAAAGAGGAGCUUUACUGUAAAUGGCUUACACAGGGCUAAUUUCGACGUUUUCAUUCGUCAGCUAGAGUGUGUUGGUAUAGAAAACGGUAGGGUACAGUCCUGAAUUUUUCAUUCCAUUUAAGUUAUUUUUUUGUUUUAACCAUUACCAUUUUGUUACCAUGCAUAGCUUUCUUAAAAACAAAACGAACCCUUCCAGUGAUGUUUCAAGUAAAGGCAUCGCUUUGUUUUCAAGGAAAACUAAAAAACAUCCCAGAGCCAUGGGCGUCACCGGCACCACAACACGUCCCAGAUGAUCGCCAACUAGUUAAAUUUGAAAAGGGUUGUGACAUCAGUGGAAGAGGAUGUUAAUAUUUUACCCAAGCUGCUUAAUAUCUGCUGGGGUCUUAAAGGAACAGUACCCUUCCUUGUUUGUAGUUAGGUUUUUUCCUUUUUUUGGAAUGUAAGAAAGAAUUGUCACUGCAGUUUAAACCUAAAUGUGAAAGAAGUUUCUGAGCAAACGACUAAAUAAUUUGUAUCGUGAUUAACGAAGAAUUGUGCUUGUUAAUAACAGUGCUGUACAUUGAUAACGACAAAUCAUCUCUGACAUUAGACAAUAUCACUGUGGGGAAAAGAGACUGAACCAAGCAUUGAAUACUUUAGAUUUUAACCCUUUUAACGGAUAUUAAAUACCUCUCAGAAAAGUAUGUGCUGCAGCCUGCCUCUCCUUGGUAUUUGUUGUGGAAUUACAUGUUAUUUAAUAUGAUAGUACCCUAGUUAGAAUGGGGUACAUAGAAUAAACACUGAAAAUAUUCCCAUUAAGUGGGACGUCAUCGUUCAGCUCCUUGUUUAAGGUUGGUGUAACUGCAGUGGAUGCUUCUGUUGCAUAGAACAGACAGUUAUAUUCAGACUGACCACUGAGUGGCGCCUGAAUCUGUUCAUGGAGCUCUGUCUGCAUCGUGCUCUCAGUAAUGUAGUGGGAGUGAGCUAAUUGUUAUGUCUUGAACAGCAGCAGUCUUGCCAUGCUCUCACAUAGUCGGUGAAUUUCAUUCCUGCAGGGUGCGAAAAUUUCAAAUGCCAACUCUACAGAGCAUAUGAACUGAGGGCAUCUUAAUAGAGCGGCUUGUUCGGGGUCUAAAUCUGCAGCUUUUGGGAUAUUUACGCCAAAACUUUGACAGCACAUCAGUCACUCGCACCCCCAUUUGAAAGUGGCUGCCAAAACCCGCAGCAAUGUACUUCCUCCCAGCGUGUGUUGUGUCUGUCUGUCCAGCCCUGCUGUCACACAAGCCUCCAGCUCAUGACUUAUUUGUCCGCUGCCCUGUGAGAGCGGGGACUGUUCUUUGAAUCUCGCUGAGAUAUUCAUUUCCUCUGCAGGUCUGCUGUGCUGUCUGCAGGGGAGGAGGAUAUACCUGUUGUGAGAGCACUGUUAUGUAAGACUUGCGAGGUCCGCCUCUCACCAGACUCUGACCUAUCCCCAACUUUUGUCAUGUCGCAAAAGCACCUAAACUGCAAGUUCAACAUGGUGUGAAACACAUUUUAGGAUCUAAAAUAGAAACUGAAUUGAAAGCUGACAAAUAUAACUGAAUACAAUAAGGUUACGCUCACAUUGUUUUGGCUACAAAACAAUCGGAAAUGAAUAGCCCCGCUCAUGAGUAUUCUGAGGAUUGUAUUGUAUUUUUAUGCUAUUUUAGAUAUCAGGUGAUGAAAUAUAGUGUGUAUGAUGAAAUACACACUAUACUUUUUUUUUUUUUUUUUUUUUUUUAAAUACAAUACUUGAUUUUUGUUUAUACAUAGUUUACAUUCUUAUGACCUUAUUGACAUACUAUACUAUGACUUUUUUCAAAAUACCUUUCUUGAUAAGCUAUGCUAUAACGUUCGAUUUUUUUAGAUUUUUUUUGGACAGGUUAUACUAUGACAUAUUUUGACAUCAAUGCUAUGACUUUUUAAUUACUUUGACAUAUUUUACCGUGACUUUUUUCGACGUACAUACACAUUUUAUGACUUCAUGGCAUACUGUACUAUGAUUUUAUGACACACACUAACAUUGUUAUGGCUUACUGUGCUGUGACAUUCUUAUGACAUCUGCUUCUGAAACUCGUUGGGUAAAAGUACGUGGACUGUGCUCUUUUCAAAUCAAGUCCUAUGUAUGUCCACUAGCCCUUCCCUGUGCUUCCUCCCACAUCAAUAAAUAAGUGUAAGAAGCG
Molecule: messenger RNA, 7240 nt
Organism: Anarrhichthys ocellatus (wolf-eel)
Lineage: Eukaryota; Metazoa; Chordata; Actinopteri; Perciformes; Anarhichadidae
Gene: npc1
Product: Niemann-Pick disease, type C1
Exons: 25
Coding region: 110-3925 (1271 amino acids)
Biological process (GO): cholesterol homeostasis; intestinal cholesterol absorption; sterol transport
Cellular component (GO): plasma membrane
Molecular function (GO): cholesterol binding; lipid carrier activity
Source: RefSeq, a predicted model, not a curated record